AUGGGUGAAUUAGUUGGCCCUCGUUUGUACAACUGCUGCAAGUGCCGGAAUCACGUUUGCCUUCACGAUGAUAUAAUCUCUAAGGCGUUUAAGGGAAGGCACGGAAGAGCUUUUUUGUUCUCCCAUGCAAUGAACAUUGUUGUUGGGCCAAAAGAGAAUCGGAAUCUCAUGACGGGCCUCCUGGCUGAUAUAUCUUGCGGAGAUUGCAAUGAGGUUUUGGGGUGGAAAUACGAACGGGCCCACGAGGCCUCACAGAAGUACAAGGAGGGUAAAUUCAUAUUCGAAAAGUCGAAAAUUGUUAAGGAGAAUUGGUAG
Striga hermonthica is the source of this 315-nucleotide messenger RNA. NCBI's taxonomy places the organism in Eukaryota, Viridiplantae, Streptophyta, Magnoliopsida, Lamiales, Orobanchaceae. The record is from the annotation of a GenBank genome assembly.